AUGAUAUCAGGACAUCUACAAACACCAGAUCUGUCUGAUCAUUCAGGUGAUGAAGCAAAGUUAACCAAACCAUCAGGAUUAGAACUGAAAACAAAUGAACUAUGGUCAUCAGAUUUGGAGGAGGAAUUGGAAAGUCGAAUAAUGCAACCUGCCACAUUUAGCUCAAUAUUAAAACAAUUUCCUUCUAUCCUGGAGGAGACUAUAAUAUCGAAGAUUAUGUCAAAUAAAAAUUGCGAUAAAAACAAUUGGAAGAAGAAAAUAUAUUGUUACAGGUAUUUUUUACAGCCACUGAAAGAAGAACCAGAUGUUGGCAACAUGAAGUCGCUAGUGGAAAAGCUUGAAAAGUUAAAGUUGAAAAAAUGGAGUGCCCUGGAAAUUGAGCAACUCUUUUGCAAUUAUUUAGAGGAUUUGACCACGUCCGCAGUGAAGGUGUCAAUUCCUGGAAAGACUUUGGAUGAGGUGGCAGCAGCAGUGAACAAUAUUCACCCGAGACCACGUUGGACACGUAAAGAAAUUGAGUGUCUAAUCAAAAAUGAAAAUGAUUUUAAAAAGUUGGAAAAGGAUCUUUUCGUCAGAGAUCUUGAUUCUAUCAAGAAGAAAAUAAGAAGGGAUAAUCUUUCUAUUCAAAAUGAAAUUCAAGAUUCCGAAAAAAAGUCUCCCCAAAGUACUGAUUCAAAUAAUAAAGAUUCUUCGCGGGAUUUAUCUCGAAAGGAACGAGAUCAGUUGAAAAAAUUACUAUCAAAACCUAUAUGUUUUUCAGAGUUGCUUGCUAAAUUUCCAGGUCACUCUUGGGAAUAUAUUGCUCGUGAAAUAAUUCAAUUAGAUUCAUCUGAAGAUAAUACGAUUUGGUUAAAGAAGAUUUAUUACUACUGUGUUGUGUAUUCAAUAUCUGUUGAUAAAGAAAUUACGAAAUACAUAGGAGGUGGUAACAGGAUUUAUGAAAAGGUUCGGUCUGAUUGGAGUAAAAUCAAAACUCUUGAUUUUUUCAAGGAUUGGUCAUUACAAGAGUUUGAGCGUUUGUAUUGUUUUGCUUUUCACGAUCUCACCAAGAGUGCUUUGACUAAAAAUUUUCCUUCCAAGAAUCUAAAUGAUAUUUGCAAAGUUGUUAAUAUUAGUUUUCCAAAAGUACCUUAUACGGAUCGAGAAAUGAAAUACUUGGAACGCCAUUUAGAUACACCAAUGCAGACUCUAGAAAAUAAUCUACCUUUCAGAUCCAGGGGAUCAAUACAUAAAAAGUUGGAAGCCUUGAAAGCUUUGACAGAAACUACCGAACAAAAGCAACCACCCACCAAAACUAGACCAAAAAAUGAGGAGGAGAAGAAUGUGGAAAAUGCAGCAUAUAUGAAAGAGUUGAUUAUGUUUGAUCUUACAUUAGAAGCAAUCGAGAAUACUUUUCCUUCAGAACCAAUUGAAGAAAUUAUCAAGGAAAUUAAGAAUAGCGAGAUAUUUGAUCCACUUCUGUUUACCAGGGGUGAAAAAGAAUUAAUGGCCAAGUUGGUUAAAAAAGGUAACUUGAUCGACGAUUGCUUUGAUUACUUUCCCUUAAGGGAAGAAGAAUUUAUUCGUUCCAAAUAUGCAGAGGCUGAAUAUGUUUCUGGUAGAAAAAUGAAGUUCAACACUCCUGAAGAAAGAUUGGCAUACGAAGCAAAAUGGACUUUGUUCAACAUGGGCAAACAGGAAUAUGGUCGAGGAAAUAGAAGAUCCACCAAAAGAUAUUGUGAAAUAGACGAAUUGAGUAAAUUGGAGCAAGAAGCUAGUGUGAAGCGUAGCAAGAAAAAAAUUGAAUUGACGGAAGAGGAACUCGAACAACGCCGUAAAAGACUGGAACAUUUUAGACUCUGCCGUUUAAAGAAGUUGGAAGAGAAACGAGAAAAGUAUAGAAUUGAGAAAGCCAAAAGAUUAGAAAAAAUUGCUGCUGGUUUAAUCAAACCAUCUACUUCUGGUUAUGAGUUGAAAGACAUUGUUACUAGUGCUGAGUACUUUCAAUCUAUAGUUGGUGAUAAACAAAAGGUUCAAGAGGGCCAAAAGAGGAAAAGAAUUCAAACGGAGUAUUUUGCCCCAGAAUUUAUUGAAAAACCUAAGGCUGUGAAAUUGAAAACUACCAAAAGACAAGCAGAAAAAAACAAAAUCAAGAAACAAUUGAAACGUGAAGCUCAGUUGAAAAUCAAAAAGAAAAAGACCAUUGCCCCUAAAAAAGGUAAACGUAGAGUCAAAACUAAUAAUGGGAUUAUCGAAGAAAUUAAGGACGUGUAUAAACUUUCACUGGAGCCGUAUGUUGAACUGGAAGUAGAAGAAGAGGAUGAGGAAGAAGAUUACAUUAGUCCAUAUGACCCACCAGAUAUCAUUUCCGAUUCCCAGGUGAAAUUAAACGGCAGACACUUGUAUAUAUCUUCAUUUUACAAGGAGCUUCCAGAAAUUCCAGAGUUGAAGUUUGUGUCGUUACCACACAUGGAAAUGUCUGGAAAUGAUAUUACUGUGGCAAAACAAAUAAUGACUACAGCAAACGAUGAUAUUCUAUACGAUGACUGUUUGGCAUAUGAAAUUGUUGCCCAACAUAUAAAGUCAUACCGUGAUUUGCCAAUUUCAUUUCCUCCGGUAUUGGACCCAAUAACCCAUGAGUUAAAUUCAGCAAAUAUUGUUAGAAUAAGGUUUUUUCUUUAUCCAGAACAUUAUGAACUGUUUAUGCUUGCUUCUCCCAAAUCAAAUGAGCUUGAUCCAGUUCAUGAAAUUGCUAAACUAUUUAUGAUUCAAUAUUCCUUAUACUUUUCUCACUCGGAUACAUUGAAAAAGAUCAUAACGGAGGAUUAUUGUCACAAACUUGAACAUUCUGUUGAAGAAAAUGAUUUUGGUGAGUUUAUGUUUGUGGUUGAUAAAUGGAACCAAUUAGUAAUGAAACUUUCUCCUAACCUAGCUUCCGUACAGAACAUUUUAGGUUUAAAAGAAGAUAUUAAUGAGGCUCCAAGAGCUUAUUUGAACCAACAAGAGGUUAGUAUACCCACAAAUUCGGAUUUGAAAAUAGAGACAUUUUAUGACGAGAUUAUGUAUGAAUCAGCUAGUCCGUUAUUUAAUCCAAUUAAUUCCAAUUUGGAAAUAGAUUCCGAACUGGCACCCAUCCCAUUAGGUGAGGUUGAAAUACCCAACAAUGUCAUUGAAGAAAUAAAUGAGAAGAUGCCAGAUAACUAUAUUCCUGACUUUUUCAGAAGAUUAAAGGAAAAAACAGAAGUGUCAAGAUAUGCAAUGCAACAAAUCCUACUUAGAGUUUAUUCACGAGUUGUCUCCACCGAUUCUAGAAAAUUGCGGUCUUAUAAAGCUUUCACUGCCGAGACUUAUGGUGAAUUACUUCCAUCGUUUACUAGUGAGGUGUUGGAAAAAUUGAAUUUAUUACCUACACAAAAGUUUUACGAUCUAGGUUCAGGUGUUGGGAACACCACUUUUCAAGCUGCUUUGGAAUUUGGAGCAUGUAGUAGUGGAGGUUGUGAAAUUAUGGAGCAUGCUUCUAAAUUGACUGAAUUACAAGCUGGGUUAAUACAAAAACAUUUGGCAGUAUUGGGAUUACAAAAACUAAAUCUUGAUUUUGCUCUCCAUGAAAGUUUUGUUGGUAAUGAAAAAGUUCGGGCAAGCUGUUUGGAUUGUGAUGUUCUUAUUAUUAAUAAUUAUUUGUUUGAUGGACAAUUGAAUGAUGAAGUUGGGAAAUUGUUGUAUGGAUUGAGACCAGGGACUAAGAUUGUUAGUUUGAGGAACUUUAUCAGCCCUCGUUAUCGAGCCACUUUUGAUACUGUUUUUGAUUUUUUGAGUGUUGAGAAACAUGAAAUGAGUGACAUUAUGUCUGUUAGUUGGACUGCCAAUAAGGUUCCCUAUUAUAUAUCAACAGUCGAAGAAACAAUACCACGGGAGUAUUUGAGCAGAGAAGAAACAAAGGAAACAAGUGGUAAAUCUAAAUCAGUCAGUCCCGUUGGGGAAAUUGAAAAUGUGGCAGCUGCCAUGAUGACUCCGCCGACUGACUCUUCAGAAUCGGAGAUUAUCAAAAAUUAA
Messenger RNA from Candida albicans SC5314, 4032 nucleotides. It is a transcript of the gene DOT1, whose product is annotated as histone methyltransferase. Gene Ontology annotation, molecular function: histone H3K79 methyltransferase activity. Bases 1 to 4032 code for a protein of 1343 amino acids. Gene Ontology annotation, biological process: DNA damage checkpoint signaling; DNA repair; regulation of transcription regulatory region DNA binding. The transcript has a single exon. The record is from RefSeq and is a predicted model, not a curated record. Gene Ontology annotation, cellular component: nucleus. NCBI's taxonomy places the organism in Eukaryota, Fungi, Ascomycota, Pichiomycetes, Serinales, Debaryomycetaceae.